AUGUCUCAUCCGGGUAGUGGCAAUCAGAAGUCUGGUGGUGGUGCAGAGGCCCAUGCCCGAUUCAAACAAUAUGAAUAUCGGGCAAACUCGAGCCUUGUUUUGACUACCGACUCUCGCCCCCGCGACACCCAUGAGCCCACCGGGGAGCCAGAGUCUCUUUGGGGGAAAAUAGACCCUAAAUCCUUCGGUGAUCGGGCUUACAGGGAUAAACCUCCUGAAUUAGAGGAGAAACUCAAGAAGUCCAAAAAGAAAAAGGACCGUGAACCAGUUUUUGAAACUGCUGCCCCUAAGAGCAAGAGGAGACGCCUUCAAGAGGAAAGUGUUCUCACUUCUACGGAGGAAGGGGUUUAUCAACCUAAGACUAAAGAGACCAGGGCUGCGUAUGAGGCCAUGCUCAGUGUUAUUCAGCAGCAGCUGGGUGGGCAGCCUCUGAAUAUUGUCAGUGGGGCUGCUGAUGAGAUCUUAGCAGUUCUAAAAAAUGAGAGCAUCAAGACUUCUGACAAGAAGAAGGAAAUUGAAAAGCUUUUGAACCCCAUCCAAAACCAUAUAUUUGAUCAGUUAGUGUCCAUUGGUAGGCUCAUUACCGAUUAUCAAGAUGGCGGUGAUGGAGGCGAUGCUGCUGUUAACGGUGAUGAUGCCCUUGAUGAUGAUGUUGGAGUUGCUGUUGAGUUUGAGGAGAACGAAGAGGAGGAGGAAGAGAGUGAUCUGGAUAUGGUACCAGAGGAUGAUGAGGAGGAAGAUGACGUGAUGGAAGCAGAUGGUGCUGGUGGUAUGCAGAUGGGCGGUGGGAUUGAUGAUGAUGAGGGAAAUGAAGCUAAAGAGGGAAUGACCUUAAAUGUUCAGGACAUUGAUGCUUAUUGGCUUCAAAGGAAGAUUUCACAGGCCUAUGAUCAGCAGAUUGAUCCGCAGCAGAGUCAGAGGCUUGCAGAAGAGGUUCUUAAAAUUCUUGCUGAAGGUGAUGAUCGUGAAGUCGAGACCAAGCUGUUGGUGCAUCUGCAAUUCGAUAAGUUUAGUCUCAUCAAGUAUUUGUUGCGAAACCGAUUGAAGGUUGUUUGGUGUACCCGCUUGGCUAGGGCAGAAGAUCAAGAGGAGAGGAAGAAGAUUGAAGAGGAAAUGAUUGGGUUGGGACCAGAUCAUGCUGCAAUUCUGGAGCAGUUGCAUGCUACUAGGGCGACUGCGAAAGAGAGGCAGAAGAACUUGGAAAAAAGCAUUAGGGAAGAGGCUCGACGGCUGAAAGAUGAGACUGGUGAAGAUGGUGUCCGAGAACGCAGGGGGUUUGCUGAUAGAGAUGCUGAUGGUGCUUGGUUGAAAGGGCAGGGGCAAAUACUUGAUCUUGACAGCCUUGCAUUUCACCAAGGUGGUUUGCUAAUGGCAAAUAGGAAGUGUGAGCUGCCAGUGGGAUCUUAUAGAAAUCAUAAGAAAGGUUACGAAGAAGUUCAUGUACCUGCUUUGAAGCCAAAGCCAUUGGCUGCGGGUGAAAAACUUGUAAAGAUAUCUGAAAUGCCGGACUGGGCACAAGCAGCUUUUGAAGGGAUGAGAGAGUUGAACAGGGUCCAAAGUAAAGUUUAUGAAACUGCUCUCUUCAGUGCAGAAAAUGUCUUAUUAUGUGCACCUACUGGGUCAGGAAAGACCAAUGUUGCCAUGCUCACCAUACUUCAGCAGCUUGCAUUGAAUAUGAAUGAAGAUGGGACUAUUGAUCAUAGUAAAUAUAAGAUUGUCUAUGUGGCACCAAUGAAGGCACUGGUCGCUGAAGUGGUAGGCAAUCUUUCUAAUCGGCUACAAAAAUAUGGUGUCCAGGUUAAAGAGCUGAGUGGAGACCAAACACUGACUCGUCAACAAAUUGAAGAAACUCAGAUUAUAGUGACAACCCCUGAGAAGUGGGAUAUUAUCACCAGAAAAUCAGGUGAUCGCACCUAUACCCAGCUUGUGAAGCUUCUCAUCAUUGACGAGAUUCAUCUUCUGCAUGAUAAUAGAGGUCCUGUGCUGGAAAGUAUUGUUGCGAGAACUGUUCGACAAGUUGAAACCACAAAGGAGCAUAUUCGUCUGGUUGGAUUAUCAGCUACACUCCCUAAUUAUGAAGACGUGGCUAUAUUUUUACGAGUUAACUUAGAUAAAGGGCUCUUCCAUUUUGACAAUAGCUACAGACCUGUCCCUCUGGCUCAGCAGUAUAUAGGGAUCACAGUUAAGAAGCCACUACAGAGGUUUCAACUGAUGAAUGAUGUGUGCUAUGAAAAGGUGAUCAGUGUUGCUGGAAAGCAUCAGGUGCUCAUAUUUGUGCACUCGAGAAAGGAGACAGCCAAAACAGCUCGUGCAAUUAGAGAUGCUGCCCUUGCUAAUGACACUCUUGCAAAAUUCUUGAAAGAGGAUAGUGCCAGCCGUGAGCUUCUUCAGAAUCAAACGGAACUAGUGAAGAACAGCGAUCUUAAGGACCUAUUGCCAUAUGGAUUUGCAAUACAUCAUGCUGGGAUGGUUAGAACUGAUCGUGAAAUUGUUGAGGACUUGUUUACUGAUAACCACAUACAAGUGUUGGUUUCUACUGCAACUCUAGCUUGGGGUGUCAAUUUGCCAGCUCACGUUGUAAUUAUUAAAGGCACUCAAAUUUACAAUCCUGAGAAAGGAGCAUGGACUGAAUUGAGCCCUCUAGAUGUUAUGCAGAUGCUUGGUCGUGCUGGAAGGCCUCAAUAUGACACCUAUGGGGAAGGAAUUAUUAUAACUGGACAUAGUGAACUACAGUAUUAUCUUUCUUUGAUGAAUCAGCAGCUUCCCAUCGAAAGUCAGUUUGUGUCUAAAUUGGCUGAUCAGUUGAAUGCAGAAAUCGUUCUGGGAACUGUGCAGAAUGCUAGGGAAGCAUGCAAAUGGCUUGUAUAUACUUAUCUUUGUGUUCGCAUGCUACGCAAUCCUACUCUCUAUGGUUUGGCACCUGAUGUUGUGGCCAGAGAUCCAACCUUGGAGGAAAGGAGAGCUGAUCUCAUUCAUUCAGCUGCGAUUUUACUGGACAAGAAUAAUCUGGUAAAGUAUGACAGGAAAAGUGGAUAUUUCCAAGUUACUGAUUUGGGACGCAUUGCCAGCUACUACUAUAUAACCCACGGAACAAUAUCUACGUACAAUGAGCAUUUGAAGCCAACCAUGGGUGAUAUUGAACUCUGUCGUCUCUUCUCCCUCAGUGAAGAGUUCAAAUAUGUAACUGUGAGACAGGAUGAGAAGAUGGAGCUAGCAAAGCUUUUAGACCGCGUUCCCAUACCGAUCAAAGAGAGUCUCGAGGAGCCUAGUGCCAAGAUUAAUGUUUUACUCCAAGCUUAUAUUUCACAGUUGAAGCUUGAAGGACUGUCUUUGACAUCUGACAUGGUAUUCAUUACUCAGAGUGCUGGACGUCUGAUGAGAGCACUAUUUGAGAUCGUUCUAAAACGAGGAUGGGCCCAGUUGGCUGAGAAGGCUUUAAAAUUGUGCAAAAUGAUAGGCAAGAGGAUGUGGAGUGUGCAGACACCUCUACGUCAAUUCCGUGGAAUUCCAAACGAAAUUUUGAUGAAGUUGGAGAAGAAAGAUCUAGCUUGGGAAAGGUAUUAUGAUCUCUCUUCACAGGAGAUUGGGGAAUUGAUUCGUUUUCCUAAGAUGGGAAGAACACUUCACAAGUUUAUUCAUCAGUUUCCGAAGCUUAACCUGGCAGCACAUGUUCAACCAAUUACUCGCUCGGUUUUGAGAGUUGAACUAACCAUUACACCGGAUUUCCAGUGGGAUGACAAGGUCCAUGGUUAUGUGGAGCCCUUUUGGGUUAUUGUGGAGGACAAUGAUGGGGAAUUUAUUCUUCAUCAUGAAUAUUUCAUGUUGAAGAAACAGUACAUUGAUGAAGAUCACACUUUGAUUUUCACUGUUCCCAUAUAUGAGCCACUGCCUCCUCAGUACUUCAUUCAUGUUGUGUCAGAUAGAUGGCUGGGGUCACAGACAGUUUUGCCUGUUUCUUUUAGGCAUCUUAUUUUACCGGAAAAGUAUCCUCCUCCCACAGAGCUAUUGGAUUUGCAACCCCUUCCUGUGACCGCGUUAAGAAACCCAGCAUUUGAAGCCCUUUACCAACAGUUUAAACAUUUUAAUCCUGUACAGACCCAGGUUUUUACCAUCUUGUACAACUCAGAUGACAAUGUCUUGGUUGCAGCACCAACUGGCAGUGGGAAGACCAUAUGUGCAGAAUUUGCCAUUCUAAGGAAUUAUCAGAAAGGACCUGAAAGUGUCAUGCGUGCUGUCUAUAUUGCUCCUAUUGAAGCUCUUGCAAAGGAACGGUACCAAGAUUGGAAGAGAAAGUUUGGAGAGGGUCUUGGGAUUAGAGUGGUCGAGUUAACCGGAGAAACAGCAACAGAUAUGAAACUUCUUGAGAAGGGUCAAAUUAUUGUCAGCACUCCUGAAAAAUGGGAUGCUUUAUCUCGUCGAUGGAAACAGCGAAAGCAUGUUCAGCAGGUCAGUCUCUUCAUUGUUGACGAGCUCCAUCUGAUUGAGGGGCAAGGUGGUCCUGUCUUGGAGGUCAUAGUCUCUAGGAUGAGAUACAUUGCUAGUCAGCAAGAAAACAAAAUUCGUAUUGUCGCUUUGUCAACUUCUCUUGCAAAUGCCAAGGAUUUGGGGGAAUGGAUUGGUGCCACGUCACAUGGUCUUUUUAAUUUUCAUCCUACCGUGAGGCCCGUGCCUCUUGAAAUUCACAUCCUGGGUGUUGAUAUUGCUAAUUUUGAAGCAAGGAUGCAAGCCAUGACAAAGCCUACGUAUACUGCAAUUGUUCAACAUGCCAAGAACGGGAAACCUGCAAUAGUAUUUGUUCCUACCAGGAAGCAUGCACGCCUCACUGCUGUGGAUCUCAUGUCUUACUCGAGUGUGGAUAGUGAAGAAAAACCAAUGUUCUUAUUACAGUCUGAAGAGCUGGAGCCUUUUGUUGCCAGGAUCAAGGAACCUAUGUUGAAGGAGACAAUACAAUUUGGUGUAGGUUAUUUGCACGAGGGAUUGACCAGUACAGAUCAAGAUAUAGUGAAGACACUGUUUGAAACUGGAUGGAUUCAAGUAUGUGUUAUGAGCAGUUCAAUGUGUUGGGGAGUGCCUCUGUCUGCACAUCUGGUUGUGGUUAUGGGAACACAAUACUAUGAUGGCAGGGAAAAUGCUCACACUGAUUACUCAGUCACUGAUUUAUUGCAAAUGAUGGGUCAUGCCAGUCGACCUCUUGUUGAUAACUGUGGAAAGUGUGUCAUCCUUUGCCAUGCACCACGUAAGGAUUACUAUAGAAAGUUCUUGGAUGAAGCAUUUCCAGUUGAAAGCCAUUUGCAUCAUUAUCUGCAUGAUAAUCUAAAUGCGGAGGUGGUUGUGGGAGUUAUUCAGAACAAGCAAGAUGCUGUGGACUACCUUACUUGGACAUUUUUAUAUCGAAGGCUCACUCAGAAUCCAAACUACUAUAAUCUUCAGGGUGUUAGUCACAGACAUCUCUCUGAUCAUCUCUCAGAACUCGUGGAGAACACACUGAGUGAUCUGGAAGCAAGUAAAUGUGUUGCCAUUGAAGAUGACUAUUUGCUUUCACCUUUGAAUCUUGGCAUGAUAGCAUCUUAUUAUUAUAUCAGCUACACAACAAUUGAACGUUUCAGUUCAUCUCUGACAUCUAAAACAAAGUUGAAGGGUCUGCUGGAAAUUUUGGCUUCAGCUUCAGAGUAUGAACUUCUCCCUAUUCGACCUGGUGAAGAAGAGCUGAUAAGAAGGUUAAUCAAUCACCAGCGAUUCUCCUUUGAGAACCCGAAGUUCAGUGAUCCACAUGUGAAGGCAAAUGCUCUUUUACAAGGUCAUUUCUCCAGGCAACUAAUUGGUGGAAAUCUGGCUUCUGACCAGCAAGAGGUACUCAUUUCUUCUAGCAGGUUGCUUCAAGCCAUGGUUGAUGUUAUUUCUAGUAGUGGAUGGCUUAGCCUCGCCCUUCUUGCCAUGGAAGUAAGCCAGAUGGUAACCCAGGGAAUGUGGGAGCGUGAUUCUAUGCUUCUUCAGCUUCCACAUUUCACAAAAGAGUUAGCCAAGAAGUGUCAGGAGAAUCCAGGUAAGAGAAUCGAGACUGUCUUUGAUCUGGUGGAAAUGGAGGAUGAUGAAAGGCGGGAGCUAUUACAAAUGCCAGACACACAGUUGAUAGAUAUUGCUAGGUUUUGUAACCGUUUUCCAAACAUUGACCUGAAUUAUGACGUGCUGGAUAGUGAUAAUGUGAGAGUUGGAGAAGAAGUUAGUGUGCAUGUAACCCUUGAACGAGAUCUUGAAGGGAGGACGGAGGUCGGGCCUGUUGAUUCUCCUAGAUACCCCAAAGCCAAAGAAGAAGGGUGGUGGCUUGUGGUUGGUGAUACUAAAACUAAUCAGUUGCUUGCCAUCAAAAGGGUUACACUCCAGAGGAGGUCCAGAGUCAAACUUGAUUUUACUGCUCCUGCAGAAGCUGGAAAGAAGACGUACACACUAUAUUUUAUGUGUGAUUCUUAUUUGGGGUGUGACCAGGAGUACAGCUUCACAGUUGAUUGGUUGAGUAUUAAUGUUGGGAGCUCAAGGUUGUGA
Molecule: messenger RNA, 6540 nt
Organism: Fraxinus pennsylvanica
Lineage: Eukaryota; Viridiplantae; Streptophyta; Magnoliopsida; Lamiales; Oleaceae
Source: the annotation of a GenBank genome assembly